Molecule: messenger RNA, 794 nt
Organism: Symphalangus syndactylus (siamang)
Lineage: Eukaryota; Metazoa; Chordata; Mammalia; Primates; Hylobatidae
Gene: DDIT3
Product: DNA damage inducible transcript 3
Biological process (GO): negative regulation of transcription by RNA polymerase II; intrinsic apoptotic signaling pathway in response to endoplasmic reticulum stress; ER overload response
Cellular component (GO): CHOP-ATF4 complex; CHOP-C/EBP complex; CHOP-ATF3 complex
Molecular function (GO): protein heterodimerization activity; transcription factor binding; DNA-binding transcription activator activity, RNA polymerase II-specific
Source: RefSeq, a predicted model, not a curated record
AUGGAGCUUGUUCCAGCCACUCCCCAUUAUCCUGCAAAUGUGCUUUUCCAGACUGAUCCAACUGCAGAGAUGGCAGCUGAGUCAUUGCCUUUCUCCUUCGGGACACUGUCCAGCUGGGAGCUGGAAGCCUGGUAUGAGGACCUGCAAGAGGUCCUGUCUUCAGAUGAAAAUGGGGGUACCUGUGUCUCACCUCCUGGAAAUGAAGAGGAAGAAUCAAAAAUCUUCACCACUCUUGACCCUGCUUCUCUGGCUUGGCUGACUGAGGAAGAGCCAGAACCAGCAGAGGUCACAAGCACCUCCCAGAGCCCUCACUCUCCAGAUUCCAGUCAGAGCUCCCUGGCUCAGGAGGAAGAGGAGGAAGACCAAGGGAGAACUAGGAAACGGAAACAGAGUGGCCAUUCCCCAGCCCGGGCUGGAAAGCAGCGCAUGAAGGAGAAAGAACAGGAGAAUGAAAGGAAAGUGGCACAGCUAGCUGAAGAGAAUGAACGGCUCAAGCAGGAAAUCGAGCGCCUGACCAGGGAAGUAGAGGCGACUCGCCAAGCUCUCAUCGACCGAAUGGUGAAUCUGCACCAAGCAUGAACAAUUGGGAGCAUCAGUCCCCCACUCGGGCCACUACCCACCUUUCCCAGAAGUGGCUACUGACCACCCUGUCACUAGUGCCAAUGAUGUGACCCUCAAUCCCACAUAUUCAGGGGGAAGGCUUGGAGUAGACAAAAGGAAAGGGUCUCAGCUUGUAUAUAGAGAUUGUACAUUUAUUUAUUACUGUCCCUAUCUAUUAAAGUGACUUUCUAUGA